Amoebophrya sp. A120 is the source of this 1557-nucleotide messenger RNA. Lineage: Eukaryota; Dinophyceae; Syndiniales; Amoebophryaceae. The record is from the annotation of a GenBank genome assembly.
GUCCCUGUUGGGGUUGUACUAUCGAAGUGGAACAAUGCGAACUACAAAGAGACUGCUUUGCUUCCGUUUCUGGUGUAUUUCAAUUUCUGAGCGGGAAUGCAACUGCUGCAUGACAGAUUUGGGAGUGUUUCUCACCGGUACCUCCAUGAUAGAAAAACGCUGGAAGUUCUUUUAUACGAAAAUGUAUGGCUAGGUUUAUUUCAAAGACACGAUUUUGCUUUUGUUCGUUUGUCCUCCGAUACGCACUUUUGUCUGAUGGGUAGCUUCAACCUCUGCCUGCACUACGGAUACGACAUCGAGAAGCCAACGAGAGCGGUGGUAUACCAUGCAUAGUGAUCAGAUGAAUCUAUUUGUCAGAAAAUUUUGGAUUGCUUCUAGAGUGAGUGUCAAUGUAUAAAAUCGAUGAGGUCCGCCCACGACAAAGCGAGGUCUCAAUUUUGCUUCCUGCUCCUCGCGACAAAGCGAGUCUGCAACGGAAAAACAAAAUAACUCCUUUCAGGGCGAUUUCGUGCAGCAAGGCGUGGGUAUCUAAUGCAACUUUGUUGAUGUCGGGGCGAGCGCGAGGAAUUAUUAGCGAGAACCGCUAGAAGGCUUAUGUAUAUGUUGCAAAGGCCGUGCCAUGCUUGUCCUCCCGGCGUGCCGACGAGCCUAAUCAUGUGGUGUCGUGUCUAGUGCACGACACGCCGAGAACGCUUUUCACACCACCAACCACCUCGAGAAUUUAGUACAAAUGAGAAUUUUCAUCAUUUGCAUCGCCCGACUUCUUCAUGGUUUUGCGGGGCAUAGUAGGUUGGCUGCGAACUAAGGUUCGGGAAUUCUCCAAUCGAGACUCCGAUUCCGGGGGCGUUGAGAGCAGGACCGGCGAGGGCUUCUGAUUCAUCUGAGUCCGGGACGAGGCAAGGUCGAAGUUAUUUCGAUAGGGCAAAACCAACCGAUGCAAGAAGUACAACUUCUGCUCUCGCCGGAAAGAACACUUCAUCACCUGCGUACGAGUGGCUUUGUUUGUAUUGUGUACCAGAACCUUUCAGACUACUGCCACUGUAGCGCGAAAAAUUUUCCAAACUGUUCUUGUUCUUACCUUUUCCUGUCGCAGAAGAAAGUACGGUUUUGCAUUGUUUUUUCCUGUUGACCCAAACCACUUCAGGUUUUUUUACCGUACUAGGUAGUACCUUGGGUUCAACCAUGAUGUUGUCAAUGUGAAGUAGACUUUCUUUACUCGAGCAUGAACUAAAUUUGGACCACAUGAGGCCCACGAUGGGUGCAUUUAAAGAUGUUGACAGUGCCAACAGUAGUUUCGUGCCGGUGCAGGUCUAGUCCACCCGGCAGGCGCAGCUACGGUAAUUGGUGCUACAUUUGUCAUCGAUAUUUGUCACGUUUCCGUGGGCAAACAUUUAUUUGUGCAAAUGGAUGUGGAUUCCAGGACGAACAGGAACACGCAUUUUGGAGACGUGCGCGUGCCGGAAAGAAACCAAUCCUAAAAUGGUGGGACGUCCGCUAGGAUCUCUGCGCCUUCACGAUGUUCUUACACAAUUCAGACUGAUCCCGGUUGUAUCUUGA